This is a messenger RNA of Carassius auratus (goldfish), 3987 nucleotides long. RefSeq names its product monocarboxylate transporter 1-like. The transcript is spliced from 5 exons. The record is from RefSeq and is a predicted model, not a curated record. The coding region runs from base 208 to 1602 and encodes 464 amino acids. Gene Ontology annotation, biological process: plasma membrane lactate transport. Gene Ontology annotation, cellular component: basolateral plasma membrane. Gene Ontology annotation, molecular function: lactate:proton symporter activity. Lineage: Eukaryota; Metazoa; Chordata; Actinopteri; Cypriniformes; Cyprinidae.
GCGGAUGGGAAACUCAAACACUACAUCCACGGAGACUUUCGGAGCUCUCCAUGCUUCUCAGUGACUCGGAGCCGCACAUCGGAGACGGAUAGCGUGAACUUUCAACCAGUCUUGGUGAAUGAAAAGCGCAGACUGAUCCAGUGCGCUUGAAGCUCAGCUGAUCCGUCUCUUCUUCGUCGUCUUCGCCGUCAGCGUGUGUGUGUAAAGAUGGCGCCAGCGAUAGGAGGGCCGGUGGGCUACACUCCUCCUGAGGGAGGCUGGGGCUGGGCAGUGGUGGUAGGGGCCUUUAUCAGCAUUGGCUUCUCCUAUGCCUUCCCCAAGUCCAUCACCGUGUUCUUCAAAGACAUCGAGGUGAUCUUCAAUGCCACCAGCAGCCAAGUGUCAUGGAUCUCAUCAAUCAUGCUGGCUGUCAUGUAUGGAGGAGGACCGAUCAGCAGUAUUCUGGUGAAUAAGUAUGGUAGUCGGCCAAUCAUGAUUGUCGGGGGCUGUCUGUCUGGCACAGGAUUAAUCGCCGCAUCCUUCUGUAACACAGUGGAGGGUCUUUACUUCUGUGUGGGAAUUAUAGGUGGACUGGGUUUGUCAUUUAAUCUGAAUCCAGCAUUGACCAUGAUUGGCAAAUACUUCUACAAGCGCCGGCCAAUAGCUAAUGGCAUCGCGAUGGCGGGCAGCCCAGUGUUCUUGUCCACCCUUGCCCCGCUGAACAGCUGGCUGUAUGAUCAGUUUGGGUGGAGGGGCAGUUUCCUCAUUCUGGGCGGAGCUUUGCUGAACUGCUGUGUUGCGGGGUCACUAAUGCGACCCAUUGGACCAAAACCACAACCUGCCAGUCCAAAACAGAAUGGAGAGCUCAAACCCCAAGAGAAAAAAACAUGCAUUCAGACCAUCAACAGCUACCUGGAUCUGACCCUGUUCACUCACCGAGGCUUCUUGCUGUACCUGCUCGGAAAUGUCAUCAUGUUCUUCGGCCUCUUUACACCCCUGGUGUUCCUGAGUAACUAUGCGAAGAGUAAAGAGAUUUCCAAGGAUAAGGCUGCGUUCUUGUUGUCCAUCCUGGCCUUCACUGACAUGAUCGCUCGACCGUCCAUGGGCUUGGUGGCCAACACUCGCUGGGUCCGUCCACGUAUCCAGUACUUCUUCGCCGCAUCUGUGCUGUAUAAUGGCGUCUGCCACUUGUUGGCACCAAUCUCCACCGAUUUUGUGGGUUUUGCCAUUUAUGCAGUGUUUUUCGGUAUGGCAUUCGGCUGGCUGAGUUCCGUGCUGUUUGAGACUCUCAUGGACCUGGUGGGCACUCAGAAGUUCUCCAGUGCUGUCGGGUUGGUCACCAUUGUGGAGUGUGGGCCUGUGCUGCUGAGUCCUCCGUUACUGGGAAAACUCAAUGAUGAUUAUGGUGAUUAUAAAUACACAUAUCAGGCUUGUGGAGCCAUCCUGGUGAUUGCCAGCGUAUUCUUGUUCGUGGGAAUGGGAAUCAACUACCGGCUACUGGACAAAGAGAAGAGGGAGGAGGAGAGAAGAACUAGACAGGAAGAGAAGGAUGAAGAAACCAACAUAGACAAUGUCCUGAACGAGAAGGCAAGGGAGGUGAAUGGAGGCGCACUGGAUGCUUGAUCUGACGUGGCCAAAUUGAGAAGCACACAAUAUUAUGUGGACAAACACCAACAAUCCAUGUCUUUGGGUUUUGGCCAUCCAUUCCCCCUCUAAUGCAUUACUCAACGAUUCAACCAGUGUUUAAAACAGCACACAGGACUAUGAUGCCAAGAAAUUCUCUUUAUUCAAUCCCACACACACCUCAGGCAUUACUUUCACCCUCCCGAGAUUCAUAUGAGAGUGUCUCUGUACCUAAUGUCACAAGUCACCUUUUUGUGGUAUAUAUUUUAACCAUUAUGAGAGCGCUCCUAGUUUUUGACUCCAGAAUAACAGAGGUUAUGCACUGUUAAAAGAAGCCACAAAACACACAUUUCAAAACUUUUAGAGUAUUAAUGAAACAUGCACACAUAUAGUUGAAGACAUAGAAGUAAGAGAGAUCUUUGACUCUUCUGUCUGUCUUCCAUCUUAGAAAUAUAGUGUUUUUGGACUAAAGGUCAUUAUUAUAUGUAGGAUACACGUUUCUUUUUUUUCUUUUCUUUUUUUUUAGUUGUGUGUGAAGUUGUUUUGCUUUAGGAUGUCUAUGUAGUCUUUCCUGUUCUGAAUGGAAAUACUCCCAGGCUUUGCUAGACUGCCAUUUAAAGGCAAAACACAGAAAUUAUCAACUUUUGUGCUCUGAACAUAGUUUUGGAAAUCUAGUCUGUUACGGGACAUGUCAAAAACUUGUGAAAAUAGGGUAUGAAAUAGGGUAAAUGCUUAAUUACUGUUUUUUGCCUUUGCAUGGCAGUAGAAUUUAUGGUUUAAUUCAAAUGUUUAAUUUCUCUUUUGACAGGCUGCUUCCUGCUCUGGUGAUAUCAUGAUUUCACUUUGGUUAUCAGACUCUCUGUACUGUAACAUGAAGAUUUCUGUGGUUACAAUUUUUACAGACACAAUAUUGCAAAUGUCUUGUUUUCAUUCGAGACACUUCGCAUGAAAAGUCUGCCAGUGAUGUGCUUCAGCUUCUCCGUUUCAUGUGGCAUUUAGUGAAGAUGAUGAUGAUUUCACUAGGUUACACUACAUUCCAACAGGGGAUCCUUUUAAAAUUGUGUUCAUUUGUCUUUUUGACCACAUUAUUUUUAAAUGUCUAGAAACAGUUUUAAUAUGGUUGCCAUUGCCUACAGAUCCUGUGCCUUACUUAAGUGCCUGUCUAUCUACAUGCAAGUAUUAAUAUUUAACAGCCAUACAUGUAACAAUACAACCCCUGACCUUUUUUCAGGAGGAUGUGUAGUGUCUGCGAUUAAUUAGCUUUUUUUCUUUCAUACCAAGAAGAGAGUAGUGCUUCAUUUUAAAACUGAGCCAGCAACAAAAACAGCACUGAAUCUGUGUUUGCUAGAGAUAAAGAAUAUGAAUAUAAAGUUCUGCUAGUGUUAUCUGCAAACGCGUUUAUUUGAAAAACUAAGGUUCUUAUUCGUUUUACAAACUCAAAUAGGUGAAGGAAUAUUUUUCAGCUGUUUCUCAAGCCAUCUUAUUCUUUGUAGAUUCUGAGAACAAAACAACAUGACUUUCUACAGCGAGCCAAUUUAACUCGAAAACAUUGAAACAAAAGGGAGGAAGCACCACUACCUUCUGCCAGCUGUCAUUCAUUGUGAUGAUAAGGUCAAAUAAGUGAAUCAAAGAUGCUGGUUCACAGCAGUUUCUGCAAAGGAGUAGAUCUGUUCAAGCGUUGUUGUUUAGUCACCUAAGAUGGCAGUUUUUUAAUGUGCACUUUAAUUCUGUACAUUUUAAGGUCAAAUUCACACUCUUGAGUUCUGCACAUGCAGCAUUCACAGUGUAAGGCUAUUUACUUGACCUCUUUCCUAAAUAGAAAUGUAUCUGUAUGGUCCUGAGGGAUGAAUGCUUGUAUACAGUUCUCUGGUGAUGUGAUCUCAGAGCUCUGCCGAAUAACAGCAGCUGUUAGACAAAACAGCAGAAAGAGAAUCCGAGCAGUGUUAACAACUCGUUUUCAGUAUCUCAGAGUAGAUCAGUAUCACUGCUCUGACUACACUUCUCUUACAGGAUCAGAGCCGUCUGAACUCCACUAGGUGUGCAGGUAGAUUUCUUAUUAGUGUUGGUAAUUGUGUGAAUGAAAAUACUGCUGUAUAGAGAAAAUGGACCACCCUGAGAAAAAGGGGUAAAGCUUUUCAAUGCAUUUAAACUCUUCUCAUUUUUCCAUCAGUGUAUUGCCAGAAGUGACACUAACCAGCGUGCUUUUAAAAUGUCUCCUGUCAGAAAGAUUGAGGUGAAGAGAGACAGGGGUAUGUACUUGUGUGUGUUUGUGCACAGAGAUUUCCAUGCAAACUCACAAUUUCAUGAUUAAUUUAGGAGAGCGUGUAGAAUCUGGCCCUUACAAGGCAUUCAGGACAGAGGAAAAAUAAAUUCAUCUUUUAGGUU